Chaetomium fimeti is the source of this 5328-nucleotide messenger RNA. Its product is annotated as PLU-1-like protein-domain-containing protein. The coding region runs from base 1 to 5328 and encodes 1775 amino acids. NCBI's taxonomy places the organism in Eukaryota, Fungi, Ascomycota, Sordariomycetes, Sordariales, Chaetomiaceae. The transcript has 5 exons. Gene Ontology annotation, biological process: regulation of DNA-templated transcription; chromatin remodeling. Gene Ontology annotation, cellular component: nucleus; chromatin. The record is from RefSeq and is a predicted model, not a curated record. Gene Ontology annotation, molecular function: DNA binding; histone H3K4me/H3K4me2/H3K4me3 demethylase activity.
AUGAGAGGCUCUUCGGCGGCGGCUUCCCCGGCAAUCCCCGGCGCUGGCGGGAAGCAAAAGACUUCACAACCCAACUCAAACGGCACGCAGUCGACGAAACCGCCGAGUCCCCUCAGCUCGCUGACCAGCGCCCCCCUCGACUUAGCCUCAGUCGAGCGACGCGGUCAACCCAAUGCCUGCCCUGAGCCGGCCAAGAGAAAGAGCCGACCUCAUGGCCUCCAAGAAGCGCCUACCUAUCGCCCGACGGAGGAGGAGUGGAAAGAGCCAUUCGAGUACAUCAGGAAGAUUUCCCCCGAGGCGCGGCAGUACGGCAUUUGCAAGAUCAUCCCUCCCGAGUCGUGGAACCCGGAUUUUGCCAUCGACACAGAGAGGUUCCAUUUCCGCACGCGCAAACAAGAGUUGAACUCUGUCGAAGGCUGCACCCGCGCGAACCUGUCUUAUCUCGAUGCCCUCGCCAAGUUCCACAAGCAGCAGGGGACAAACAUGACGCGGUGGCCCUACGUCGACAAGAAGCCCCUCGAUCUCUAUCGGUUAAAGAAAGCAGUCGAGGCCCGUGGCGGCUUCGAGAAGGUUUGCAAGCUCAAGAAGUGGGCCGAAAUCGGCCGUGAUCUCGGCUACAGCGGCAAGAUCAUGUCUUCUCUGUCCACAUCGUUGAAGAACUCGUAUCAGAAAUGGCUCUGCCCGUACGAGGACUAUCUGAGGAUCGCUAAACCAGGCGUUCAUCAGCAGCUCGAGCUCGAGUACGGCGGCCCUUUGACCCCGAGCCCUGCUCCGAGUCCACUGAAGCGAUCCAAUGUGCCGACGCCUGCCGGCAUCGGGUCCGAGUCUCCGGCGAGGCAUGCGACAGAUGCGCUGCGCGCGUCCAUGGACGGGCCAGCAAAGGACACGGACCCGGAUGUUUCCAUGUCGGAUACCUCGGGUUUUGGCACUCCCAAGCCAACAUCUGGCUUCACCGCCGUGAACUCGGCCGGGUUUUCCGCCAUCAACUCUGGCUUUACCAGCGUCAACCGUUCAAUAGCCUCCGCCUCGGACGGGAAGGGCCCGGUCACACCAAAGCCCAAUGGUACACCUGCCACCUCUGCCAAAAACACACCCGAGUUCCGUUCGUCGAUGCUUGGGCCCUCGAACCUCAAACGGCAAAUGAGCUGCGACAGCCUCGAUUCUGCCAAGAAGGAACCGGCCGAUGCGGACGAUGGGGAUUCCGGGAGCCGUAGAAGCAAGAGACUCAAGAAAGAUACGGUCCCGACUGUCGCCGGUUCGCACAUGUCCCUCUUCCGCUCAGCUGUGCCUAGGUUACCUCGGGACGAGUCUGCGUCUCCUGGAGAGAAAUGCGAGCAAUGCGGCAAAGGUAGCGAGGACAACGGCUUUCUCCUCACCUGCGAGACUUGCGACCAUGGUUACCACGGUGCUUGCCUCGAUCCUCCUCUCAAAGUCAAGCCCGAGACCGAAUGGAAUUGCCCGCGGUGCUUGGUUGGCGACGGCCAAUUUGGGUUUGAGGAAGGCGGGCUGUACUCGCUGAAGCAGUUUCAGGAGAAGGCUGCCGACUUCAAGCAGCAGUACUUCUCCAACAAGAUGCCGUUUGACCCCGUCCUGAAUUGCCAUCGGCCGGUCACAGAGGAUGAUGUCGAACACGAGUUCUGGCGGCUGGUUGCUGACAUUGAGGAGACCGUGACGGUGGAGUACGGAGCUGACAUUCACUGCACCACCCACGGCUCCGGGUUCCCGACCAUCGAGAAAUAUCCCGACAACCCAUACUCGACCGACCCGUGGAAUCUCACCCUCCUCCCCCUUCACCCAGAGAGUUUAUUCAGGCACAUCAAGUCCGAUAUUUCAGGCAUGACGGUGCCCUGGGUCUAUGUUGGCAUGACUUUCUCGACUUUCUGCUGGCAUAACGAGGACCACUACUCUUAUUCGUCGAACUAUCAACACUUCGGCGCGACUAAAACUUGGUACGGGAUUCCCGGUGAAGACGCCGAGAAGUUUGAGAAUGCCAUGAGAGAGGCUGUCCCGGAACUGUUUGAAACACAGCCGGAUCUUCUUUUCCAGUUGGUUACGCUCCUCACUCCGGAGCAGUUGCAAAAGGCCGGGGUGCGUGUCUUUGCCCUGGACCAACGGGCCGGGCAGUUCGUCAUCACUUUCCCGCAAGCGUACCACGCGGGGUUCAACCACGGCUUUAACUUCAAUGAGGCGGUCAACUUUGCUCCUUGCGACUGGGAGCCCUAUGGCCUCGCCGGUGUUGAGAGGCUCCAGCAGUUUCGUCGGCAACCCUGUUUUUCGCACGACGAGUUGUUGUGGACCGCGGCCGAAGGCGUCACAAGCGGUGGGCUCACGAUACAGACGGCGAAAUGGCUGGCGCCCGCACUGGAGAAGGUCGAGAAACGGGAACUCUCCCAGCGAGCCGAAUUCGUUGCCAAGCACGAUUUUAUCGCCAAGCAUCUCGAUGCCAAACAUCCAGCGCAACACCACCGGUGUGUGUUUGGUGGAGAAGGCGAUGACGAGUGCCCCAUGAUGUUCAAGAUCGACGACGCCGAUGUUCCAGAGGAGGAGUACGGAUGUUUCUACUGCAAAGCCUUCACCUACCUUUCCCGGUUCAUUUGUCUCAAGACGGGCAAGGUGCUGUGCCUCCUACACGCUGGAAACCACCCCUGCUGCGACCUCCAGGAGUCGGACAGGUACCUUGGAAAGGAGCAUGCCCUCUAUUACCGCAAGUCGGAUGACGUCAUUGCCGCAACGUGCAAGAAGGUGGUCGACAAAGCUCACGUACCCGAGGCCUGGGAAGAGAAAUAUGAUAGGCUCCUGGACGAGGAGGCUACACCAUCGCUCAAGACGCUGCGUAACCUUGUUACCGAAGGCGAAAAGAUCCCCUACGACCUGCCGUCCCUUCCGGUCCUGAAGGCCUUCGUCGACCGCUGCAACCACUGGGUCGAAGAAGCGACCAAUUACACAGUCCGGAAACAACAGAACCGCCGGAAAAAUGAGAAGGCGUGGCAGACAGGGGCCCGCAAAUCCGUCGGGAAUGCCCAGCACGACCAAAAGGAACGCGAGAUGCGCAACGUCGCAAACAUCUACCGCUUGCUGGACGAAGCUAAGCAGAUUGGUUUCGACUGUCCGGAAAUCCCCCAGCUACAGGAGCGCGCGGAUGCCAUCAAGGCCUUCCAGGAGGAUGCGAGGACGAUGCUGGAGCACCGUCAAUCUCGUUCCAUUGGCCCGGUUGAGAAGCUACUCGAGGAUGGGCAGAGUUUUAACGUCGACAUGCCAGAAAUUGAGCAGCUGACACGCCUCCUGGACCAGCUUCAGUGGAACGAGAAAGCUAGCAGCAGCCGGAACACAUUCAUGACCUUGGAGGAUGUCAGAGCGCUCAUCGACGAGGGCCACCGGCUUAAUGUGCCAGUCUACAACGACCACCUUGCCUUCUACACAGACCAGUUGACGGCAGGCCACAUGUGGGAUAAGAAGGUCCAGGAACUGAUGAACGCUGACUCGAUUCAUUACCCGCAACUUCAAACCUUGGCAGACCAAGUCCAGUCCAACGCCUGGCCCGUUUGCCCGAAAACGAUGGCCGCCGUGGACCAGAUUCUCCACAAGCAGCGCGAAGCACACCGACAAAUCAUGGAUUUGAACGAGCGUACGCAGGAGCCCGAUUACCGAAACAGGCCGAAGUAUGCAGAGGUUGCGGAGGUCAUAAAGAAGAUCGAAGAACUUCAGGCCAAGCCAACCGGGACCCAUGAGCUCGAAAAGGAGCAAAAGCGCCACGAAGACUGGAUGCGCAAGGGGAAGAAGCUCUUUGGGAAGACCAAUGCUCCCCUGCAUAUCCUCAAGAGCCACAUGGACUAUGUGCUCGACCGCAACAUCGACUGCUUCGACAUCGUUCACGACAAGCCGCGCGUUCCAGCGGAGCCUGCCUCCCGGGAGCCGAGUGUCGACAAGGAACAGCCCAACCGCUGGGAAGACCCGAGGUUCCGCGAGGUAUUCUGCAUUUGUCGGCGCACAGAAGCCGGCAUGAUGAUUGAGUGUGAACUAUGCCACGAGUGGUAUCACGGCAAAUGUCUCAAGAUCGCCCGCGGGAAGGUCAAGGAGGACGACAAGUACACAUGCCCGAUUUGCGACUGGCGCGUCAAGAUUCCUCGCGAUGCUGCUCGGCCCAAGUUGGAGGACCUCUUAUCCUGGCAGGAUGAGAUUCCCAACUUGCCAUUUCAGCCGGAAGAAGAGGAGGUUCUUAAGAAGAUCAUCGACAAUGCGACCGACUUCCGCAACCACAUUAGCGCAUAUUGUAACCCGAUCAUGGCCACGGCUUCCGAAGCGGAGGCACAGCGGUUUUACCUCCGCAAGAUCGAGGGUGCCGAGAUCCUCUUAGCCUACGAGACCAACUUUUUCCGGCAGGAGUUGCACAAGUGGAGCCCGGUUGCCCCGGAACCACCUCCGGUUCUCGAGGUGUCGAAGAGCACCCGCAAGCCACGACCGACCAAGCUACAAAAGAUGCUCGCGCAAUAUGGCGUCGAAGAUCCUGAUGACCUGCCCGAGGACGUCAAGGGCAAAGCUAACAGCUUGAAACGCAAAGCCUUGAACGCCGAGGCCGCCGCCGCCGCCGCCUCUGCGCCUUCGGGUUCCAUUAUGAUGGUCGGGAGCCCUGGAUACCCAUCACCCCACUCCUUCUUCCCGCGGAACUCAUCCGCUCAACCUCCAACCCCGGGGCUUUCGAACCAUGCGCACUCCCACUCAUCCGGAGGAGCCGACGGAUCGUCGUCACACAACCAGCAAGGCCCGUCCGGGUCGAGCUCGAUUCUACGGGCCGACUCCAUGGACAUAGACCCGUCGUCCGCCCACCCAGGCCUCUUCCUUCGCGACGGCGCCGGACCCGGCCCGCAGCUGCUCGUCUCCGGCGACUCGACCCACGAUCUCGAAGAGCGCCUCCUCCGCGGCACAUUCGACGACGACGAACUCAACGCGCACCUCUCGACGGACCACGGCCGGGCCAGGGUGCUCGAGAUCCUGUCGCGGACCGACACGGGCCGGCGCCGGGCCGAGGAGAUCUUUGGGCCGGGCGCGCGGGGCGGCGGCGACCGCGGCCGCGACGACGGCGGUCCGUCCAGCGCCGCGCGGGACAACGACCCCAUCGGGAUCGGCGUCGGGAACGAAGGCGAUGGCGACGACAGCAUGUUUGUGGAGCUGGUCAACCAGGACGAUGACGAGGACGGCGACUCCCCCCACCACCACCGUAAGAAGGCGGCGGCGGCCGAUCACCACCACCACCACCCGUCGAACGCGGCCGAGAUCCUGGAGGACCGUGGCGAGGCCGCGUCGUGGAUGGAUGCCCGGAAGGAAUCUUAG